AUGUCAACCUAUAUUGGUAAAAUUCUGUUCUCCGGAAUCGAACUACUUGCAGAUGAUGAUGGGACUUCAUUUGCAUGUCUUGGGAUGUCCGAAGCGUGUGAUAAAUUUGCUAACAGGAACUCAUUCAGAUGCGUUAGCUACUUCAGAAAGUUCCUCAUUUCCUUCGGAAUGAAUGAUAGGGUUGAAGUUAGGGUAUCCGAUAGAAUUGUCAUCAUGACGCUGUUCAAAAGCCCUGGUUCGAUCGAAAUGUCUGUCAAUAAUUCGGUGCAGCUGUUCCGGUGUCCCAGGACAAUGAUGGUGAAGAAGAUUCAGGAAGUCAAUUGUUGUGAGUUGUAUAAUCAAAUAUGGCUUGACGGUGUGAAAUAUCUAAUAAACAUGGUGCAAUGCUGCGAUACUGUCUACCUUUUCUAUCGCAAUCCUAAUAAUCCUAACAAUCCUGACAAUCCCGACCACCCUGACAAUCCUGACAAUCCUGACAAUCCUGACAAUGCAGUUCCUCAAAGCAGUAAGACAGGCAAGACAAUGUGUUUCUCGGGAUAG
Molecule: messenger RNA, 540 nt
Organism: Lobosporangium transversale
Lineage: Eukaryota; Fungi; Mortierellomycota; Mortierellomycetes; Mortierellales; Mortierellaceae
Exons: 4
Coding region: 1-540 (179 amino acids)
Source: RefSeq, a predicted model, not a curated record